Daucus carota subsp. sativus is the source of this 1044-nucleotide messenger RNA. RefSeq lists its product as uncharacterized. The transcript is spliced from 3 exons. Lineage: Eukaryota; Viridiplantae; Streptophyta; Magnoliopsida; Apiales; Apiaceae. Bases 1 to 1044 code for a protein of 347 amino acids. The record is from RefSeq and is a predicted model, not a curated record.
AUGGAUCAUCAACAAUCCAAGUAUAAUUCCAAAGUCAUCGAAAAUGGCGUUUACAUAUUUGUUCUCUGUGGUUUACUCUACGUUGUGUUUUUCAACCAGAGCACUAUCAAAUCCUUCUUCCCUGCUCUUCAACAAUCCCCACCUCAAUCCACCAACACACUUCAUCUGAAGCCUAAGACGUACAAGGACGAACUCGACGCAGCACUAGCAAAGGCUUCGGGACAGAACAAGACGUUGAUAAUAGCUAUAGUGAACAGGGCUUACGUCGAAGGAUACAAGCCGAUGCUAGAUAUAUUUUUAGAUGGAUUAUGGCUGGGAGAAGACACGCAAGGCCUUAAGGACCAUCUUCUGGUCGGUGCAAUGGAUCAAACCUCGUAUCGACGAUGCAUAUUUCACGGAUUACAUUGCUACAAGCUUAAAACGGACGGUGUGGAUUUCGUUGCAGAGAAGCUUUACAUGUCUGAUGAGUUCAUUAAAAUGAUGUGGAGACGAACAUUGUUUCUCGGUGAUGUUCUGAAACGCGGUUACAACUUCAUUUUCACGGAUACAGAUGUGUUAUGGCUCAGAAAUCCAUUUCCGAAACUAAUAGUAAACGGAAGUAUAGACUUGCAGAUCAGUACUGACAGAUUUAACGGAGACCAGUGGUCUGAGCAGAAUUUAAUCAACACGGGUUUUUACAUGGUCAGAUCAAACAACAGAACAAUAGCCCUGUUUGAUUCCUGGUACGCCCAGAAAAACAAUUCGAGAGGCCUGAAAGAACAGGAUGUCCUCGCAAACUUAAUGCACCAGGGCCUGUUCCGCAACUUAGGACUCAAAGUUAUGUUCUUAGACACUGUUUUCUUUAGCGGUUUUUGUGAGAAUAGCAGAGAUGCUCGGCUUGUUUCUACAGUUCAUGCUAAUUGUUGUAGGAGCAUUGUUGCCAAGGUGGCUGAUCUUUCUACUGUUAUGGCUGAUUGGAGGAGGUUCAAGAGCUUGCCAGCUAACGAGAGCUCGACGUUUGUCUGGUCGCUUCAUGAUAGAUGCAUUAAUUCCUGGAGACCCUGA